This is a messenger RNA of Peromyscus maniculatus bairdii (prairie deer mouse), 2148 nucleotides long. It is a transcript of the gene Arl11, whose product is annotated as ARF like GTPase 11. Gene Ontology annotation, molecular function: GTP binding; GTPase activity. The record is from RefSeq and is a predicted model, not a curated record. NCBI's taxonomy places the organism in Eukaryota, Metazoa, Chordata, Mammalia, Rodentia, Cricetidae.
GACCCCGGAGACUCGGCGGCUGUAAAUGGGACUUGGUGCUGGGCCGCCCACAAACCCUGGGGACUCGGCUGCUGUGAAUGAGACUUGGUGCUGGGCUGCCCACAGACCCUGGGGACUUGGUGCUGGGCUGCCCACAGACCCCGGGGACUCGGCUGCUGUGAAUGGGACUUGGUGCUGGGCUGGGCUCCUCCGACAACUGGAGAGCUGAGAUAUCUCCGAGGCACAUCCCCAAUCUAGGAGGCUGUCUGCCCUAGCCACUUGAGAGGAAGUACACAGAGGACAAGUUGCAACAGCCACUGUACUUCCUUCAGGCCUCACUCUUAGGACGUGGCGACCAGCAGAAAGCAGCUUGGUGGUGGAGGAGUGUCCGGGUCCAGGCACACCACAGAGGUAACCUCAAUGCUUGUGGGAGUGAAUGAGGCUCCUGGGGGCACACUCCCAGGGGUGCUGUGUUCCUUCUCUUACCUCCCCCCAGUUUUUCCUAAGUUGUAGUCAAUUCGCAGGCCUUAAAGAUCAGGGUUUCUUAAAAACCGUGUGGGGUGCUCUAGAGGCCUUUUUAGAUGGUGUAGAACACUUCUUGGCUCUGACUCAAAUGUGCUUGAGUCCGCAGCAGUUGUCAAUAGAUAUUGGAGAGGCCAGUGUGCUGGUCCUGGGAGGAGUUCCAAGAAGUCAGCGCUCGGUGACCUGGCUUCUCUGCUCAGUCUGGAAUGCAGUGUGCUGCCACUUCUGGGUUUAGGGAGGAAAACAGAAGGGUUAGAGGCCACAGACUGUGUUGAAUUGAAAACCCCGUUCUGCCGCCGCCGCCGCUACUGAAUGGGGUCUGACUGAAGCCUCAUCUCGCCUUUGCUUUCGCUGCCUGGGAAGGACACCCGAGUUCUGUCUCUUCAGGCAGUCCUUCAGCAGCGCCAGAGACCGGUCAGCUGCCAGGUAGACGCUCAGUGUGUCUGCACCGGCUUGCAUUUCUCCAUAAAAAAAAAAAAAGAACAGCUGAUGUGCACCCCCAGCCUUCCUGCAGCUGGAUUUAUCCGCGACCGCCAUGGGCUCUGCGAAUUCCAGAGGUCACAAGGGAGAAGCCCAGGUGGUAAUGAUGGGCCUGGACUCUGCUGGCAAGACCACGAUCCUGUACAAACUGAAAGGGAAUCCACUGGUGGAGACCUUACCCACAGUGGGUUUCAACGUAGAGCCUCUUGAAGCUCCCGGACAUGUGUCGCUGAUUCUCUGGGACAUUGGGGGACAGAGCCAGCUCAGGGCCACCUGGAAGGACUAUCUGGAAGGCACUAGCAUCCUUGUGUAUGUACUGGACAGCACAGAUGAAGCCCGCUUGCCUGAGGCGGUGGCUGAGCUUGAGGAAGUCCUGGAAGACCCCAACAUGGCCGGUGUCCCUUUCUUGGUACUGGCCAACAAGCAGGAGGCUCCCGAUGCUCUUCCGUUGCUUGAAAUCAGAAACAGGCUGGGCCUGGAAAGGUUCCGAGACCGCUGCUGGGAGCUGCGGGCCUGCAGCGCUCUCACAGGCCAGGGGCUACCGGAAGCCCUGGAGAGCCUGCUGCACUUGCUGAGAUCCUGCUGAAGUGCAGUAAGCUGUGACUCCUCGAGGCUGGAGCAGGACAGGAAUCAGGACCAGCCGGACCCCCUGAGCAGGCAGGACAGCUUAUCCUGGCUUCUGUGAACAGGAAGGGCCAGCUGGUUCUUGAGAAACUGCGGCUCAGUUUACCACACAAGAAAUGCUUUUACUCUUGGACAGGACAUUUUCUUCUCAGGACGUGUUCUUGGUGGCACUUGUGCUGAAUGAAAACCAACUGUUUUUGGUUUUUUUUUUAAAAAUAAUAAUAGCCGGGGGGUGGAUAUAAAAAUCCUCAAAAUACCAAGUGUGAAUGUGACAAAGUUGGCGACAAUAACUGAGAACCAAGUUCACGAACAAGAGGAAGUCUCAAAACUGCAUCUGAGUGUCACCUGGAACUACUGUCAUGGGGAGCAAUUCUUCCUGCUGCCUCUGGGCACAGCCACUGUCACUCUCCCUCCAGUUCGCCGGGCUGGCAGCAGAGAGGGGCCGUUCAGCUCCCACAAUUUUACCCUGCCCUCCAACUCUGAUGAACUCCUCUCUGGCCUCCACCCUAUGUUGUAAAAAAAUAAAACAAAACUGCACGUGUA